This is a messenger RNA of Rhopilema esculentum, 4687 nucleotides long. RefSeq lists its product as uncharacterized. Gene Ontology annotation, biological process: carbohydrate metabolic process. Gene Ontology annotation, molecular function: chitinase activity. Gene Ontology annotation, cellular component: extracellular region. The record is from RefSeq and is a predicted model, not a curated record. NCBI's taxonomy places the organism in Eukaryota, Metazoa, Cnidaria, Scyphozoa, Rhizostomeae, Rhizostomatidae.
GAUAAAAACAAUGUUGUUUUCGAAGUGGCCUAAAUUGGAUGUUUAAAAUAAGUGCAAAUUAACACAAAUUGCCUUAUGUAGACCACUUGUGGUCAACAGCAAGGUACUGCUAAUAGCCUAACUUAAUGCAAUUGCGAAAAGAAGAUCUUCAUAAAAAGGGUCAAAAAACUUCAGCAGCAUUUAAAGAGUUAUGCAUCUUUGGAGGGUAUUAGUCAUGCCGUUGCUGGCACUUUUUGUUCCAGUGUGCUCAAAAGAUGUUCAGAUUAUCACAUAUUGGGGCCAGAAUUCAGCCUAUGGAGCGGAUAGCCGUGAAGAGCGAGAUCUCGUCGACAUAUGCCGUGAAGAUUCCCCGUAUGAUAUUGUAAACAUUGGUUUCGUAAACAAGUUCUUCGAUCCCAUGAAUACAAAUGAAAUGCCUGGUAUGGACUUUGCUGGCCACUGUAAUACACCUAUUGACGAAAAUCACAAGACAAUCUACAGCUGUCCUGUAAUUGAAAGAGGGAUUCGAGAAUGCCAGCGAAACGGAAAAAAGGUUCUCAUUGCAAUUGGUGGUCCAAGAAAAGAGGGGAAUUUUGACAGUGUUGCUCAGGCGGAGAAAUUUGCUGAAAAUAUCUGGAACUUAUUCUUAGGUGGCCAAGAGAUGCCAGAUUUGAGACCUUUCUCCAGUGCUAUCUGUGACGGAGUGAACCUUUACAUUCCCGGUGGUUCAUAUAUAGGCUAUGCCGCCUUUGUGCGCCAUCUUUACUUCCUGGGUAAGCGUGACAGAACGAGGCGAUACAUAAUCACCGUUUCACCUUCUUGCAAUUUCCCGGAUGCUGUUCUUGGCCCUGCACCCAACAAAGCACUUGAUAUUGCUGUCAAGUACAUCAACCAAAUCUAUGUUCGUUUCUAUGGAUCAAAUUGUGGUGUAGCCUCGAACUCCCAAUUUGAAGAGUCGAUCGACUCAUGGCUAAGCUUUGCCCGAAGAAUGUUCCGAAGAGAUGGAACAUCUCCUCUUGUGUUUUUUGGUGUCCCUGCACUAGAGAGAGCCUCGCCAGUACAAGGAUGCUAUCAAACUACAAAAGAUCUACGUGAACUUUACCAGAGGUUUCGAGAGGAAAAUGUAUUUGGUGGUUUCAUGGUUUGGGAUUCUUCUUGGGACCAAACUAAUGUACAAUACGGAAAGACGUUUGCAGAAAGACUAUAUGCUACGAUUGAAAACGUUCCAGAGGAAGACACAGAGAACUAUGAUGAAGAUGAGGAAGAAGAGAGGCCAAUCGAGCCCCCAGCCACUGAAGCAACCACUCCAAUAACACUUGCGACAACACCAAUUCCUGAAUCAACUCUCGAGCCACUAGCACCUGAAACGGCUCCGACAUCAGAACCUGCACCACCGCCAACACCACCUCCAACGCCACCGCCGACGCCACCGCCAACGCCCACAGAAGGACAGGAAGAAUCGCCAGACGAAAAUCCAUAUGGUAAUGAAGAUGAGAUGGAAGAAGGCAAUCAGGAGCAACCACAGGAAGAAGAAGAAGAUCAGGAAGAACCGGAAGAUACCCCUGAGCAAGAAGCUGCAAAGGAGCCGGAAGAGGAGAACAAACCGGAAGAGGAACAGACUGAUGAUGAGGAGAAUAAAGAAAACGAGGAAGAAGUUGUUGAUGAUCCAUACUCACCCAAGCCGCCUGAUAUGGAAAACCGAUUUCCUCAAGGCAAUCCCCAAGUUGCCGAAGAUGGCAAAGCAUACCAGGAAGAAGAAAUCCCACUAGCACACGCGGCCAAGUUACUGGCUGACAAGGUUGAAAAAGAAAUACGACGGAAAGAGUGGCUCCGUAAACAGAAGCUGCAAUGGCACAAAACUCACCACCAGCAACUCAUUCAAGGCAAUGUGGCUAGUCCAGUAUCGACAUCACCGCAGACUCAACAAUCUGCCUAUUUACCACAACAGCAACAUGCAACAGGGUAUGGCACCCAGACAAGCAGUGCAGUGCAGCAGAAUAGUGUCCCUCAGCCAUUGCAGCAGCAACAGUUUCAGAAGCAGAGUGAUCUUCCGCAAAUGAAUGCUUGGCCAAACCAAGUUUCUAGCUAUCCAUCGCCCGUCGCACAGUACCAGCAGAACACUGCCGUGCAACAAAGUUCUGGGCACCAAACGCAGGCUCCUGCACCUCAAACGCAGGCUCCUGCACCUCAAACGCAGGCUCCUGCACCUCAAACGCAAGCACUUGCAUCACAAACGCAAGCUUUUGCACCACAAAUACAGGCUCUUGCACCACAAGCUCAGCAAGCAGCACCCUAUCAGCAACAGUCUCGAUUAGCGCAAAUUUCAACUAGAUAUCCGCCAAUGCCAAUGGGCUUUUUCGUCAAACAUAAAAAGCAGAAUAGAAUCGUCGGGUUAAGAAAGUCGGGCCGUCAUGAAGGGACGCAGACAGUUGAGAAUGUAAUCCGAAGUAUGGAGAUGGAACAUUAUCCAGAAAACGAAACUUCAGGUUCCGGAUCCGAUGAAGUUACGUCAGGUUCAGGGUCUGAAAAGACUAUAUCAGGGUCCGGAUCAGGAUCAGGAGAGAAACUACAGAAAUAGGAUAAUUCAAUAUUUCAUAAUUUUUGGAUACCGUAGAAGCAAAAUUGUAUGCAAGAAGUUUUGCCGGAUUGAAUGGCAAAAUCAACAGGUCAUUUUUGCCUGAACUGUUUAUUGUAUCGCUUUUUAGUGAGAUAGAAAAAGUUGAGACUGGAUUCUUGCUUCGCUUUUAAGCAAAAUUUUGCCUUCAUGGAUGUUCUUUAUCUAGAAUCGCUGCAGAAACAAGUUUUCAGGAAAGAGCAAGCAUUUGGUCACAGUGUAUACAUGUUUACGUGUUUGCAUACAUUAUGAAGAAAACUGAACAUGACCAGCCAACACCUUUUUCAAUUGUAAAGUCUGGGAAUCGAAUGAAGUAUUUUGGAAUUGACAUUUUUAGAGCUAUCAUUUCUUAUAUUUUUGAUAUGAGAAGUUGCACUUGGCUGGAAAAAUGUAGUUUGCAUGUUAUCUCGAAUCUCAAACGUUUAAUGAAUAUAUCAUCAGAAUCAGCUGCUGCAAGAACUGCGGCAAGUUGGAGUUGACUGACGUAGGAACUACAAAAGGGAGGAACAGAGACAUGGAAGCAAAAUUCCAAAUUAAUGAACGUCCUAAACAAUGUUAUGCUCCAGUAUACUGUAUGUAGCCUGUUUACUGCUGAGAAAACGUUCUUAGAAGCCAAAGUUUUGCAUCUGCUCGGAUGCUUCCCAGGAUGCAAUCAGGGCAUGGUAUACAUCCGUAGUACAAAGGGAAGCAAUGAAUUUCAGGGAAGAUUCAUUGCAGCCAAAGGAAGGUAUUGAAGCAAAUUGCAAUUCUACGAUUGGAGCUACAGGCAUAUUUCCAGCAACUUCUGAAAUUUGAUUUAUUAAAACCCUUGAUUUCUUCUGCCGUUGAACACCCUCCUCCCCUCCUCUCUCUCUUUCUCUCUUUUCGAUAUUUUGCUAGUGGCAAUUUUAGGCCAUUUUUUAUUGCAACAGUGUGAGAAAAGUCACUUUUUGUCUUCUUGUUUGCUAUAAUUCAUGUUCAUGUCUAAUGGCAUAGAAAAAGUUAAUGUUAAUCAAGGGAAUGAGAUUUUUUUCAAAAUCAAGCCAUUUCUCACGGUCUACAAUCACUUUAAUUUGUUGUUGUUUGACGUGAUUAAUAUAACGAAGCAAAUUCGGAGCGAACAUGAUUUUCCUAAAUUAACCGAAAAUGUCUUUCAAUGCGUAAGUAUCAUUUGAAAUGAGAGAGGAGAACUUUAUUAUGCAAAAGUUCAUUUGCCCAUGAUUGGAUAUUGAUCAAGAUUUGUUUAAUCUCUUCUGCAGUUUAUUCCAUCUUGCAGUGCAGACUGUACCUUUUCGAAGUUACGUAACUGGGUCCUCACCAUUUCCUUAUUCCUCAUGCAACCUACAAAUCAUCUACAAUAAUAUGCCCCGUGCAAAUAUUCUAAGAUGUUUGGCUUUAACAGUGUUAACUUCUGUGUCCAUUUGACAACCCAACUUCGGUCCCUAAUGACUUAGCAUAUUGUUUCCACAUUUCUCUGUGGUAUGAAAACUCGCAAAGAUUCAACUGUUUUCUCCAGAGCCGUUAAACUAAAUGGCUUGUCGAAGUUGCAAGGCCUUCAAAGCAAGGCCAAGGCUCUCAUGUUUCAGCGAAAAGGUGACUCAAAGCUUCAUCAAGGUACUCUAAUGCAUUUAUAUGCUGCUAAUUCUGGUUAUGUGUUUCAAGAAUAGAUAAGAAACACAGGAGUGUCGUUAAAUAUAGCUAAUUCCUUUUCCGUAAGUAUUAAAUAAAUAUAUCCAGAACAAUGCAAUGUUAAAUCGUCGCUCUUUUACCGUUAAGUUUUUGUACAGCAGUGAAUUAUCUUUUCUGAAAGACUACAAAACAUUUUGAUACUUCAAAGGAUAAUUUCUUCUCAUCGAGACAUUGGGAAUAUGAUAAAGCUACAGGCUUUCAUAAAUUUUGAUUUCUGAUGCAGAGUCUGAAUUUUUUCUUUAGUUGUUAGUCUAAAUGAUUCCAAAGAGACGGCUUAAUCCGUAUUCAAUAGCGAGACACUUGUCUGUUUACGAUAACUGAUUACGGAGGGUCAGGAAUCGGGGGCUGGAGGCUUGGAAUCGGGGGCUGGAGGCCGGAAGCUAGGGUCAGGGGCUAUUAUAAAACAAUAUAGCUUAUACAUAAUUU